This is a messenger RNA of Exserohilum turcica Et28A, 1104 nucleotides long. RefSeq lists its product as uncharacterized. The transcript has 2 exons. The coding region runs from base 1 to 1104 and encodes 367 amino acids. NCBI's taxonomy places the organism in Eukaryota, Fungi, Ascomycota, Dothideomycetes, Pleosporales, Pleosporaceae. The record is from RefSeq and is a predicted model, not a curated record.
AUGCCUGACGUCAACUCUACCGACGACGACCUUCUUGCCCGCCUCAACGCGCUUAAGAAAUCCUCGGUCAGCUUGGAUACCAACUACAGCGCGUCAAUAGCGCCUGCGGAUGCUCCCAAGCCUACCGAUGAUCUUGCGGCGCGAUUUGCACGUCUUGGCUCUGCGUCCCCCGCGGGCUCUCCACAGCCGUUGCGAGUAGUGUCUACGAACAAUGCAGGCACGCCGACAGUGGCACCGGGCGCCCCAAGCUAUCUAGAAGGUGUUGCACAGGGAGUAGGCGAAUCAGAGGUCGAGUUCAACGAGGAGGAUGAAAAGAGUUUGGAAGAGUUGCUAGGCGAGUUGAAUAGCGCCGUCGGCGACAGGAAAGAAUGGGAUGUAUCGAGAAAGGAACAGCAAGAUGUUGGAAAGCUCUUGAAAGAUAUGCAGAAGAUCUUACCAGAAGUGGUGAACAGCCACUGGGAGAACGUCGAGGUUGAUAUUGGGAGUGGUGCAGUAGGCGCAAGACAAGACAAUGUCGAAGACGCCGAUGAAGAAAUGGAUCAGGACGGCAAGAAGAAGACUGAGGAUGACGAGGCCGACGAUAUCAUUGCAAAAGUCAUGGCUGAGCUGGAAAUCAGCAAGAAAUAUGAUCCUCCCUCUCCUCCAUCAGAAGACGAGCAGUCAGACUCGGGACACGAGAAGAGGAAAACAACAGAUGACAACACAGACGGAGGCCUGACACUGCCCUCCACACCACAAGACCUACCAGAAGACGAAUUCAGCCGCGCACAAGCCAUCGAAGACGAUUUCAAUGCUCGUCUAGCCGCUCUCGCCGCACCAUCACAACCCCAAACCGACGCGCUCGGUCUCCCCUCCGCGCCAUCCUUUGCCCCCCGAAAAAAACCACCCGUGUCAACAAACCUGCAAAAGAUAAUCGACGAGGAAAUCGAUACCUGGUGCAUCAUCUGUCAGGACGACGCUACGCUCAAGUGUCUUGGCUGCGACAACGACUUGUAUUGCCAAAACUGCUGGAUGGAGGGUCACCGCGGCGAGGCGGCGGGGUUCGAGGAAAAAACUCACAAGGCGGUUUUGUAUUCGAAGAAGAAGAAACAGGCUGCUGCGUGA